Fusarium verticillioides 7600 is the source of this 1072-nucleotide messenger RNA. RefSeq lists its product as hypothetical. The coding region runs from base 1 to 837 and encodes 278 amino acids. The record is from RefSeq and is a predicted model, not a curated record. The transcript has a single exon. Lineage: Eukaryota; Fungi; Ascomycota; Sordariomycetes; Hypocreales; Nectriaceae.
AUGCCGGACUCUAGCAUGACCAGUCAUGAUGGCUCAGAGUCAUGCUUCGCUUUCCCUGACUCUCGCACUGCACUGACUUUCUUCAACAGCGACCUGACGGACUCUGUUCUAGCGAGUGAUGAGGGUUUCGUCAGUGACGAUGACGAUCCUGAUGAUGAGUCCUCCAUCCCUUCGGCCUAUUUAGCAGCAUUCCCUGUUGAACGGCCUCUGUCACCACUGCCCGAGUCUAGGAAUACCAGCACGUUGUCGAUGAGCUCAGAACUCGAUAGUAGCUCACAGCAUGGUCUAUCUGAAAGCGACUCAGAUAUCGAUAAGCCGGGAACCCCAGUUACAUCUCCCGAUCACGGCUGUUUGUCCUCAGACUCUUCUGGUUCUAGUUCUGAAAGCGACGACGACUCUGACAUCCUCGCGCCCCCUCGUCGUCAUUCCCAAGAAGGCGAUAGCCCAGAUGAGCCACCCAGAACCUCUACGAUCGUGUCACCGACACAGAAUUUCAAUCCAGAAACGGCUUCCGAGCCUUACUGGGACCUGCCGUCGUAUCAUGUGCACCAACUCGACUGGAAGCAUCCGGUCCAUGCUGAUAGGCUCCGCGAGCGCAGUGAACAACAUGACAGUGAGAUCAAAGCACUGUUUUGGGACACGAACCACAUUUUCGGGCCGACGGAUACAUCUGGGAGCCCUCGGUAUAGAAAAGAGCUGAGGGACUGGCGAAGAUCACGCCGAGAAUAUAUCAUGACCAGACCAAGUGCUCAGAAACGAGCGCAGGAUGAACGGUAUCUACUGGCGUUGUCGGAUCUUAUUGACAAAAGAGACAGGUUCUUUAGCAAGAAACGCUAGGGAGCAGACGUCAUGUAAGUUUUGUUGAACACAAAACCUGUAAAGAAUGCUUGGUGGCCCGAAGAUAAUUAGAUAUGGAGGUGUGGUUUGUCUAAGAGAAACCUCUGUCUAUUAGUUGAUCUGACGCAUAUGCCGAGAUAGGUCGGCGGCAUUGGCAUCGCAACCUUCAAGAACGGGGCCAUAUUAGUGUCAAAUAUUUAAGAUCAAAAUAAACCAGCCACAAAACCUGACCACC